Populus euphratica (Euphrates poplar) is the source of this 1217-nucleotide messenger RNA. RefSeq names its product nuclear transcription factor Y subunit B-3-like. The transcript has a single exon. Lineage: Eukaryota; Viridiplantae; Streptophyta; Magnoliopsida; Malpighiales; Salicaceae. Gene Ontology annotation, cellular component: CCAAT-binding factor complex; nucleus. Gene Ontology annotation, biological process: regulation of transcription by RNA polymerase II. Bases 395 to 898 code for a protein of 167 amino acids. The record is from RefSeq and is a predicted model, not a curated record. Gene Ontology annotation, molecular function: DNA-binding transcription activator activity, RNA polymerase II-specific; RNA polymerase II cis-regulatory region sequence-specific DNA binding; protein heterodimerization activity.
UUUUUUUUUUUUUGUCUUGCAUUCAUCUUCUCUACUCUCUAGCUCUUAGUUUGGAACUGAGUUCUUUAAUAAUAAUAAUAAUAAUAUUGCAUGAUUUGUCUUCAUCAAACACUCAAUUCCCUGUUAUUUUUUCGAUUUCUGCACUUAAAUACUCUCUGUUCUUGAUCAUUGAGUAGUGUUUUUGUUCAUCCAAACUUCCCCAUGCACCCAAUCUCCAAUCUCUCCUCCAUCAAUUCUGAUUUCUAGUUAACUUCUCUACCUAGCUACUUUAUGGUCACAGCCACUCUCUCCAUCAGCUUAAAUACUUGUUAAAAAAAAGAAGAAAAAAAUACAUAGAGAACGUAGCCUUUAUCCCUAGCUAGCGAAGUGAUUAUUAGCUAAUCUUGAGUUGAUCAUGGCGGACUCAGACAACGACUCCGGAGGACAAAACCCCACAAGCACCAACGAGGUGUUAUUCCCAAGAGAGAUGGACCGUUUCUUGCCUGUGGCCAACGUCAGUAGGAUCAUGAAGAAGGCACUACCAGCAAACGCUAAGAUCUCCAAAGACGCCAAAGAGACAGUACAAGAAUGCGUGUCCGAGUUCAUCAGCUUCAUCACAGGAGAGGCCUCUGACAAGUGCCAGAGAGAGAAGAGAAAGACUAUCAACGGUGAUGAUCUCUUGUGGGUCAUGACAAACUGGGGCUUUGAGGAAUACGUGGAGCCGCUCAAGGUUUAUUUGCAGAGGUUUAGAGAGAUGGAGGGGGAGAAAAAUACCGCGGCGCGUGACAGAGACGCUCCUGCUAAUGGGAGUGGGCCUGGAGCGGAGGGGUUUGGUGAGUACGUGUACGGCUCUGGUGCUGGGUUUUUUAAUCAGAUGGGUGGUGGUGGGCCUGGAGAUAGCUUGGGCAGGCUAAGAUAGUGGUUGAUUUACUGAUGGGCCUAGCAAUCAUGGACUUUGAGGUUGGCUCCUGCCCAAUUGAUUAUUCACGAUGAUGAUGAAGCUGAUGAUGAUGAUCAAAGACGAUGAAUCAAUUGUUGUAAUCAUGUAUACGUGUAUGGUUCUGAUGAAUUUCAUAUAAAACAGCUGUGAAUGGUGGGCCUGAUAAAUUUGGGUGUAGGCCCCGAUAAUUUUAUUGUUGAUGAUGUAUUACAGCAAUAUCACUUAUAGCUAAUUACACUAUUUUGAUUAUGUAUUAUUGCACAGCAAUAAAUUUGGGUGUAGGCCCAGUAACUUUCCA